AUGACCCGUCUGUCGCUGAUCACCAGCGCGACUGGCGCCCUUGUGGCCGGUACGAUUGUAUACGCCGUGCAUGCCUCUAUGCGGGACCAAACGCAUUUCAUGGUGGCAGAGAUGCGGGCCAAGACAGAAGGUCUCGAGAAGGCCGAGGACUUUGACAAGACGAGUGGCCGGCGGAUUGUGCGGGCGCCUGUGUCUGCGUACAAUCCUGGUAUGCCGACAUUCUGGGAGGAAAUGAAGUCGCGCUGGAACCACUACCUUACCAAGGCAGUCUACAAGGUGCACAGUCUGGACCCUAUGGACGCCAUGGGCCCAGCGCACGGCCACACUGCAAACUCGACAGGCGAGUCGAUUCGCGAUGCUUUGGAGUCUCUUGCACCGCACGCUCUGGAUGCGCAGCCCAAGUUUGGCAUCCUGCACCGCCGAUUUGGCGACGAAAACACACAUUACAUGGGCCAAGGCGCUUCGUUGCGGUAG
Messenger RNA from Malassezia pachydermatis, 474 nucleotides. RefSeq lists its product as hypothetical. The transcript has 2 exons. Bases 1 to 474 code for a protein of 157 amino acids. NCBI's taxonomy places the organism in Eukaryota, Fungi, Basidiomycota, Malasseziomycetes, Malasseziales, Malasseziaceae. The record is from RefSeq and is a predicted model, not a curated record.